Messenger RNA from Capsicum annuum, 1903 nucleotides. RefSeq lists its product as uncharacterized. The transcript has a single exon. NCBI's taxonomy places the organism in Eukaryota, Viridiplantae, Streptophyta, Magnoliopsida, Solanales, Solanaceae. The record is from RefSeq and is a predicted model, not a curated record. The coding region runs from base 120 to 1490 and encodes 456 amino acids.
AUUUCCCUAAUUCACAACCAACUUUCUCUUCACCUUUUUUCCAUAUUCAUCAAGAAAUCUUCAAGAUUCAUAUUCUUUUCACUUCUUUUGCGAAAAUUUUCGAUACCCAUUUGAGAAAAAUGAGUGUUCUACAAUACCCAGAAGGGAUUAAUCCAGCAGAUGUACAGAUAUGGAAUAAUGCUGCCUUUGAUAAUGGUGAUUCUGCGGAUUUUUCUUCGUUGAAACGUUCUUGGUUAUCGGAUUCCUUUGAAUCUGAUUUAUCUACUAAGGAGAAUCAGACUCCUUCGUUCAAUAAUUCAUCGGUUAAUCUGUCAUCGUCUUCGAUACCCUUCAAGCCACUUCACCCCAAUGGGGCUCUGGAGAAUUCAAGAAUCAAGACUAAGAAGGCGAUUUCGAAGAGUGGGAAGGAUAAUGAUUUACGCGAUGAGAAGAAGAUUGAUGAGGAGAUUGAAGAAAUUGAAAGGGAGAUUAGUAGAUUGAAUUCGAAAUUAGAGGCAUUGAGAAUUGAAAAGGCAGAAAAAAGUUUCAAGAUUGUUGAGAAGAAGGGGAGGGUUGUGGCAGCGAAGUUUAUGGAGCCAAAAAUGAGUGUUGUUAAGAUUGCGGAGAGUUCAUCAAUGAGCGCGAAAACGAAGGUGCAGAGUAGAAGGGGUGUUAGUUUAGGACCAUCUGAGAUUUUCGUUGGAACGCGACGAGGGUUGAGUAUGGGGCCAUCAGAGAUUUUUGCAGGGACAAAGGGAGGGAAAUUGGGGAAACAAGAGAUGAUUACGCCUAUUCAGCCAAUACAAAAUAGGCGAAAGUCUUGUUUUUGGAAGCUUCAAGAGAUUGAAGAAGAAAGGGGGAAAAGUUCUUCAAGCCUUAGUCCGAAAUCAAGAAAAGCUGCAGCAAAAACUAUAGCUUCAUCAAGGCAGGCAGUAACUACAAUUGCAUCAAAGAAGAAUUUGAAGAAGGAUGAUGCAUUUCUAAAUUCAGUUCAACCAAAGAAACUAUUCAAAGAUGGCGAAAAGUCUGUUCCUGCUAGUAAGAAGCCUCAGAGGCCGGGGAGGGUUGUGGCUAGUCGGUACAAUCAGAGUACAAAUCAGUCAUCAGUAGUGAGAAAGAGGUCUUUACCGGAGAAUGACAAGGAUGAGAUUAAGAGAAAUGAAAAGAAACGGUCUUUAUCUGUAGGGAAAGCGCGUGUAUCUCAAACAGAAAACAAGAAUUUAGGUACUGAAAGCAGGGUGAAAAAGAGAUGGGAAAUUCCUAGUGAGAUAGUAGUUCUUGCAAGUACAGAGAGCGAGAAAUCUCCACUGAGCAUUACUGUGAAGCCUGAUUUGCUCCCUAGAAUUAGGAUUGCUCGGUGCACCGCUAAUGAGACUCCGAGGGAUUCUGGACCUGCCAAAAGAGUGAUGGAUUUGAUAGGCAAGAAAUCCUUUUUUAGCAAUGAUGAAGAUAAGGAACCAUCAGUCUGUCAAGUUCUCAGUUUUGCCGAGGACGAUGUUGAAGAGGAAUAAUGUGAAAUAACUCAAAUAAGGGGGAGAGCUCACCCCUUUCAAUUUUCAGUCCUGCCUUUUAUUUUUUGUUCAUUCUUAUAUGAGGCUUCACGAUAACAUGUUUGGUACAAUAUGAGGAAGCGUUCUUUGGGCUUCCUCAUACUAGUAUUCUAGCUUCUGUGAUUACAUGUUUGGUACAAUAUGAAUAAGGUUCUAUGUUGCAGUAUAUGGCCAAGUUACUGUUUUACUAGUAAGGAAAAUGGUGGACUACUAUUACUUCUUGUUAUGUACUAUAUUAGGUUGUGUCAGCUGCAUUUUAUUGCUGAGAGUUUACAAUGGAAGAAGCUUUCUUCUUUGCUUCACAAUUGUCUUUUGAUGAUAAUAUGUGAUCUCAUGCUUGAUGGGGGAAUUAAUGAAAUUUGAGAUUUCUAUUA